Molecule: messenger RNA, 564 nt
Organism: Prunus armeniaca (apricot)
Lineage: Eukaryota; Viridiplantae; Streptophyta; Magnoliopsida; Rosales; Rosaceae
Source: the annotation of a GenBank genome assembly
AUGGCAACUGGGAACGGGGAAACUGGUCAACCAUUUGUGCAGUCAAAUCGAGCAGGUACACGCAAAUAUGUAGAGGCAACCGGGAAGAGGGAACUGCCCAACCACCUGUGCAGUCAAAUCGGGCAAGUUGCUGGGGAAAUCAUUGUCGGGCAACUAUGUUCUAAGCAUAGAUGCACAAAAAUAUUUAAAGGCAACCAGGAAUGGGGAAAUUGGUCAACCACCUGUGUAGUCAAAUCGGGCAGGUGGCUGGGGAAAUCAUUGUCAGACACUUGUGUACUAAGUACGGGUACACGCAACUAUGUAAAGGCAACCGAGAACGGGAAAACUAGCCAACCACCUUGGCAGUCAAAUCGGCUGAAGGCAACUGGGAACGAAAAAACUGGCCAACCACAUGUAGUCAAAUCGAGCAAAUGGCUUAGGAAAUCAUUGUCGAACACUAGUGUACUAAGCACAGGUACACGAAAAUAUUUAAAGGCAAUCAAAAAUGGGGGGACGAGCCAGCCACUUGUGCAGUCAAAUCAGGCAGGUGGCUUAAGAAAUCAUUAUCGAACACCUGUGUACUAA